Molecule: messenger RNA, 1800 nt
Organism: Candidozyma auris
Lineage: Eukaryota; Fungi; Ascomycota; Pichiomycetes; Serinales; Metschnikowiaceae
Product: protein-lysine N-methyltransferase
Exons: 1
Coding region: 1-1800 (599 amino acids)
Biological process (GO): peptidyl-lysine monomethylation
Cellular component (GO): nucleus
Molecular function (GO): protein-lysine N-methyltransferase activity
Source: RefSeq, a predicted model, not a curated record
AUGUCUGCAAUCACACAGCUCCUAGAGUGGGCUAAAGAUAACGGCUUAGAUGUGAGUCAGGCGAUACACUUUGACAAAUCAUCCGAUUCGGGAAUAGCCGCCUAUGCUGCAGAUGAUAUCAAAGGGGCGCACAUUAAAGUACCCAUUUCGCUUGCCCUCAAGCUUUCGGAUGCCAUUGAAGGUCUUGGACCUGAGUUUGAGGAGCUUUCGAAGAAAACUAAGAAUAUCAAUGUCGUGCUGAAAUUGUUUCUUGCUCGUGAGAGAGCGCCAAAGUACGUCAACGAAUCGAAAUACAAGGCUUAUAUUGAGCUGCUUCCUCAGUUCCCAGAGAUGAGGGCGAGCCCAUACCUUUGGAGCGCCGAAGAAGUGGAUCGCUUGAAGGGUUCCAAUUUAGGCAGCUCUUUACGUGACAAUAUUGCAAAUUUGGUGGAAGAGUGGUGGCUGAUAAUUAGUGUUUUGCCUGAGGCGAUGGAGAAGCCUACAGAGCAUUUCAUUAACAUGAAGUUCUACUACGAGCAGAAAUUCCACAGCAACCAGGAGCUUUUCGAGUACAUAGUCAACGAGGGGGCGAACUUCGCCAAUUGGACUUCUUUUCCAAGCUACCUUUGGGCGGCGAUGAUUUUCAAGUCGAGGUCUUUUCCAGGGUACUUGCUCAAGGAUUGUCCCUCAGCGAAGGAGAUCGACUCUCAGAAGCAAGACAGUGCAAUUCUUUUGCCCGUUGUGGACUUGUUAAACCACAACCCCUUAUCUGAAGUGUUUUGGUCUUGUCAGAACGACUCAUUUGUUUUUGAAAGCAAGAGUGCCCUAGCAAAGGGCGAACAGCUCUUUAACAAUUACGGUCAGAAAGGCAAUGAAGAGCUUCUAUUGGCGUACGGAUUCUGUAUUGAAAAUAACGAGGCAGACUCUGUUGCUCUCAAGGUCAAAGUGCCCCUUGAUAUGUUACCUGUUUUGGAAGCUAAUGGAGUUAAGUUACCUAGCAUUUCUGAUUAUACCACCUCGGUGGUUCCAAACGAAGGAAAGCUGGAUGCAGAUAAGUAUGAUGAGUACAGGGAUGGUCUUCUUUUCUUCAUCACCAAGCAGCAUAUCCCAGAUAAUCUCGUGCUUCUCUUUCAAUGGCUUGUGAAGACGAAAUGGGAGAAAACUCUCACCUUGAGAAUGAAGCUCAGUGGCCUAAAUCACUUGAGACAGGCAGUGGAAUCCAAAGCAGCUCUAUUGGACUACUCUGGGCUCCUGGCCAGCUCCCCAAACCAUAACAUAGUCAACACACGUAUCUACCUCAAGCUGCAGAAGAAGAUCUUAGAUUCUGCUGUUAAGCAUAUCAAACACAUUGAAAAGGCGCUUUUGGACGAACACAAGAACAGUCUCUUAACCCUCAAGAGUGUUUUUAAGAAGGAUAUCAAGUUUGCCAACUCCUUGCUUCUUACAAUGGGUGUUACAUCGUGGGAUGAUAUCGCAGAGAAGCAGUUGAUGGACCAAGUCUGGCUCCUUUACCUCAUCAGAUGCUAUAAUCGAGACGAGUAUAUCGUAAGCAAAGAAGAUGAAGAAGAAAACUACCUACCCAAGUGGAUCCAAAAGGCGUUCAAGAAAAUGGAUGCGGAUACUGAGAUGGACGCUACCGAAGUGGUCCAGUUCAGACAACUCUAUGAAAACUUAAUUCUCCCCAUGAAUGAGGCAGUUCCAGAAAUCUACAACAAAGGCAAGUGGACUGUCCGAGAGCUCAUUGUCAGCACAAAGCUCCUAGACACCGUCGGUUUUGUCCGUGGCAAAGAACAAGAGUGUAUCUUGGUCGCCCCAGAGUAA